AUGCCUAAGGUUGGUGGGGUUGGAAGUGACAAAAAUGCAGACAAUGAUGUAAAUUGUUGGCAAAAACCUGAAGACAUGAAAUAUACAAGGCCUGUUUCAGUUUGUGACGAUACAGCCUCAGACUUAGCAGGUGAAAUAGUUGCAGGAAUGUCUGCUGCAUCAUUGGUUUUCACAGAAAAUGAAGAAUAUUCUCGAUCAUUAGUUGAUGCAGCAGAGAAAUUAUUUAAUUUAGCGACUCGCCAAGAUCCUUCUCAUAAGCCAGGACUUUAUACUGCAAAUGGUAACUGUGGAGUUCAAGCACAAGAUUUUUAUAACUCGUCAAGUUAUAAGGAUGAAUUGGUUUGGGGAGGCAUCUGGUUGUUCUUUGCCACAGGAAACAGUACUUAUCUUAAAUAUGCUACGGAUAAUUUUUAUUCAGCAGAGGACGAAGAAUUGUUCAAGGAUAAAGGGAUUUUUUAUUGGAAUAACAAACAGACUGCUAACUCGAUUCUGCUUACAAGAAUCAGAUUUUUCAUUGACCCUGGUUAUCCAUAUGAAGAAGCAUUGUCAACAAACCGGACUGAUUUGACAAUGUGUUCAUAUCUUUCUAAUAAACAGUUCAGCAUGACUGAAGGAGGAUUGAUUUUGCAAAAACCAGAUAGUGCGUCACUCCAGUAUGCUGCAACUGCAUCUUUCCUUAGUAAAUUGUAUAGUGACUAUCUUGAACUUCUAAGACGAAAUAGAGGCACUUGCAACACUGCUGAUUUUAGCCUUGAAAUGCUGAGAGGUUUCUCCAUGUCACAGGUUGAUUACAUACUUGGCAAUAACCCAUUGAAGAUGAGCUACAUGGUAGCGUACGGCGAUCAUUACCCGAAUCAAGUUCACCACAGGGCUGCAUCAAUCCCAGUUGGUAAAUGGCACUCCUGUGCAGAAGGGAAUCAGUUUCUGAAAUCAAAAGAGAAAAAUCCAAAUGUGCUUGUCGGAGCCAUGGUAGGAGGACCUGACAAAAAGGAUAUAUUCUUGGAUGAAAGAGACAAGCCCAAGUUUACAGAACCUAGUAUCUCAAGCAAUGCUGGUUUAGUUGCUGCACUUGUUGCACUUCAUAAUUCUCCCAGUGAAUCUUCUGAUAUUUAUGAUAAUUUGGGCAUAGACAAAUUGGGCAUUUUUCAGAAUGUGCAUUUAAUUUGAGAAUUUCUUUAGCAGUACAAGAAAGAAGAUGGGAAACAAAUGACAUUUGAAUCUUGUUUUUGCUCAGUGCUGUACUCAAGUGUGAGAAUUAACUGUUUUUCUAAGCUAAUGUCUUUCAUGAACUUCU
Messenger RNA from Olea europaea var. sylvestris, 1294 nucleotides. RefSeq names its product endoglucanase 21-like. Gene Ontology annotation, molecular function: hydrolase activity, hydrolyzing O-glycosyl compounds. The coding region runs from base 1 to 1167 and encodes 388 amino acids. The record is from RefSeq and is a predicted model, not a curated record. Gene Ontology annotation, biological process: carbohydrate metabolic process. The transcript is spliced from 4 exons. NCBI's taxonomy places the organism in Eukaryota, Viridiplantae, Streptophyta, Magnoliopsida, Lamiales, Oleaceae.